Molecule: messenger RNA, 1097 nt
Organism: Hyaloscypha bicolor E
Lineage: Eukaryota; Fungi; Ascomycota; Leotiomycetes; Helotiales; Hyaloscyphaceae
Product: LigB subunit of an aromatic-ring-opening dioxygenase LigAB
Exons: 3
Coding region: 234-1097 (287 amino acids)
Molecular function (GO): ferrous iron binding; oxidoreductase activity, acting on single donors with incorporation of molecular oxygen; zinc ion binding
Source: RefSeq, a predicted model, not a curated record
UGGAGCCGGUGUGGCCAGAGGGUUUUCAAUAGCGGGGUAGCAGGGCAACGAAAAUGGGCGGACUGGCAAUUCAGACUCGGUACGCAAACACUUGCUUGCUUGUGUACGAACAUGAAGCUCUUGGCUGAAUUGGAAUAGAUCAACUCUUAGAAACAGGAGCCGAUGUCUCUUCCCUCGCCUUCGAGUUGAAAAGAGUUCCGAGGUAUCUGGUACAGUAGGUAAAGAACCAACCCAUGAUGGCGAAAACCAAAUUGACCCCCGUACACUUCUUCUCCCAUGGCUCAACCAUGAUGCUAGGGGAGGAGUCUGGAUCAGCAGCAUACUGGGAAGAAUGUGGUGAUGAAGCGCUUGCCAACAACAUCAAAGGCGUCGUCAUAAUGGGAGCACACUGGGACUGCCUCUCCGACAAAGUCCAAGUAGCAACAAACCCAUCUCCCUCCAAGUCACCCGUCGCAUACGUCCACCCCUCAAAAUAUAUAGACUACAAACUAAAUCCCGAUCUCUCCACCGCAAAUCGCUGCAUCUCCAUGCUCCGCGCUGCCGGUUUCAACUGUGAGGGCAAUCCAACCUUCGACUGGAUCCACGAUACCUACUUGAUCCUAAUCCGAAUGUUCCCCAGCGGCUGCCCACCAACAACAAUAAUAUCAAUGAACGCCCGCUUCGACCCACAUUUCCACCUCAAGAUCGGCAGCACGCUUCGCUCUUUACGCGCGGAAAACUAUUUACUCAUCGGCUCCGGCGGCGCCGUUCACAACUUAUACAGGAACAAAUGGAGCUCCAUGUUGCGGUAUAGAGAUUCGUUCGCGCAGGAACAACCGCCGGAUAGAGAGAUGCUUGAGUUUCGGCAGGCGGUCCAGGAUGUGAUGGAGAAUAAUUCGGGACCGGAACUCAGGAGAGGCUUGACGAGGCUGAUGAAGCAUCCGCAGUUUCGGGAUGCGCAUGCGACGGAUGAUCAUUUUAUGAGUGCGUUGUUUGUUGCUGGCGCUGUCGGGGAUGAGGAGGAUAGGGGGGUAGGUGGGAGGUUGAUGGCUGAGACUUGGGAGCUGACGAAUAUGUGUAAUUCGCAGUAUACGGUUGGAGAGUGGGUGAGUGCUUAG